Molecule: messenger RNA, 1053 nt
Organism: Dictyostelium discoideum AX4
Lineage: Eukaryota; Evosea; Eumycetozoa; Dictyosteliales; Dictyosteliaceae
Product: beta-ketoacyl synthase family protein
Exons: 1
Coding region: 1-1053 (350 amino acids)
Molecular function (GO): transferase activity
Source: RefSeq, a predicted model, not a curated record
AUGGAAGAAAUUUUAUUUCCAACCAAAUCACCACAUAUUACAUUUAUGUUUACUGGUCAAGGAUGUUGUUUUCCAAAAAUGGGUCUUGGUUUAUAUAAUAGUGAACCAAUAUUUAAAGAAUGGAUUGAUAGAAUUGAUGAAAUUUUAAAAUCAAAAUAUUAUGGUUAUUCAAUGUUUGAAAAAAUUAAUUCAAUUGAUGAAAAAGAUCAAGAUGGAUUAAACAAUCAACAUUUAUCACAUUCUGCUUUAUUCAUGUUUGAAGUUUCUCUAUGUAAAUUAUUAAAUUAUUAUGGUUUACAUCCAAAUUUAAUAAUUGGUAUAAGUUUGGGUGAAAUCGCAUCAGCAUUUUGUUCUGGUAUGAUUGAUUUAGAGACAUCAUGUUUUUUAACCUAUAAAAGGGCAUUCUCAAUUGAAAAAACCAUUAAUGGUGAUAGUACAUUAAUUAUAGUUGCAAUUUCUGAAAAUGAAUUUUUAAAUAAUUAUUCAUUGAAAUAUACAAAUAUUGAAAUUGCAAGUAACCUUACAUCAUCAUCAUUAUUAGUGGGUGGUAAAAAAAAUGAUUUACUUUCAUUUUGUCAAGAAUUAAAAGAAAAGAAAAUAUUUUUCGCUCAAACCUCAUUACCAACUUCAUUUCAUACAUCAAGUAUGGAACCAAUUAAAAAUGAUAUAAUUCAAUUAACAAUUAAUAAUCAGUCACCUAAAAUCACUCAUUUAUCAAGUGUGAAUUGUAAAUUCUUUAAUGGAUAUGAUAACCAAUUCAAUUCAACUUAUCUUUAUUAUAAUAUUCGUAAUCAAGUUUCAUUAGCUCCAACUGUAAAAGUAAUGUGUAAUUAUUUCGAUCAAAUGAAUUCAUUUGAUUUUUAUCAUCAUAAAAAUAUAGUGAUUGAAAUUUCACCCCAUAAUGCAUUAUUUCAACAUGUUCAAAGAACAAUUGAUACAAUUCAAAAUUUUCAAAGUAAAAAAAAUACUUUUUUCUUUGCUCCAUUAUCUAAAGGUAAAAAUGAAGUUAUAAAUUUAAAAAAAAUGAUUUUAAAAAUUAAUAGUUUAAAUUAA